AUGACUCUCUAUACACAGAACAUUUCCUUGUCGUACAAAUCGUUAAAUGAAUCGUUCAUCAUUUUGUGUGGCCCCCCAGCAGUUCCUCUUAAUGCUAAGGUUAAAACAGUGUCAGGUGAUUUAGGUAUUUAUGAAGCAUCGUAUGAAUGUGACUCGGGCUAUGAACUGUUCGGUCCCAGCACAACGAAAUGUGAUCCAAAAAGUGGAUGGGAAAAGGAUUUGCCAUUUUGCGGCACAAACGUAGCUUACCGGAAACCGGUAAAUCAGUCAUCCGCAACAAGAAUAGGUCCAGCAAAUUUUGCAAACGACGGAAAGCCGGGCAACCAAAAUCCGGAUGGACAAGAAUGUUCUGAAACGCAAAAGGAACCGUCACCGUGGUGGCGAGUGGAUCUACUUCAUCCGCAAACAGUUCGUGUUGUUCGCAUCACUACACGAGGCUGUUGCGGUCAUCAGCCAAUACAAGAUUUAGAGAUAAGAGUGGGUAACAGCAGUACUGACCUUCAGCGUAAUCCACUGUGUGCUUGGUUUCCCGGAACGAUGGAUGAAGGUGUCACAAGAACAUUUGCUUGCGCUCGUCCCUUGAUUGGACAGUUUGUUGCGAUCCAGUUGGUUGGAGUGGAAGGAAGUCUCAGUCUUUGUGAAGUUGAAGUGUUUUCGAAUGACGAAUUUUCACCGGAACGAUGUGCAGCGCCAGAUUUAAAUGCAGAUACAGUGCUGGCCACAUUUUCACGGACAUGUUACGAAUUCCAUGUGACGCGAGGUGAAAAUUUCGAUAAAGCGCGUCAGAUAUGCCAAUCGCACGGCGGAGACUUGAUGCAUGACUUUCGUGGACCAUCGCAGGACUAUGUUUUAUCCGAACUUGAUCGACGAAAAGGCGAACUGAGAACGCAAUUAGUUUGGAUUGGUGCCCAAAAGGAACCGGGAUACACAUCGCGAGUAUGGAAAUGGGUAAACGGAAAAGAAGUCGUGAAACCAGCGUGGGGAAAGGAUCAACCCAACAAUUAUAACGGAGAACAAAAUUGUGUUGUUCUUGACGGUGGACGAAAUUGGUUGUGGAAUGACGUCGGUUGUAAUCUGGACUAUUUACAUUUUGUCUGUCAACAUGAACCUCUAUCGUGUGGCUCCCCCGAUUCGCUUCAGAACACCACCGUUGUAGGACGAAAUUUUACCGUUGGAAAUAUGAUCGAAUAUAAAUGUCCUAAGGGACAUGCUCUGGUCGGUAAUGCAACAAGAAAAUGCGAAAAAACUGGAAUGUGGAGCGAUCUCGCUCCCACCUGUAAAUACAUUGAUUGCAAUGCAUUACCACCGUUGGAACAUGGCAGCAUUUUCUUAUCGGAAAAACGAACCACUUAUGGCGUUCAAGCCACGUACACUUGUCACGAAAACUAUACGCUAAUCGGCAACGAAAACCGUACAUGUCAAAUCGACGGUUGGACCGGAAAGCAGCCUCAAUGUUUGAUCGAUUGGUGUCCCGAUCCACCACAUGUUCCCGGCUCAACUGUACAAGUGAAUGGGAAACGAGCCGGUUCAACUGCUGUGUACGAUUGCGAAAAGGGCUUUGUUCUGAGUGGCGAACCGGUGUUGUCGUGUGGACUUGGCGGAGAAUGGACUAAGCCACCGAAUUGUCGAUUUGUUGACUGUGGUUCACCGGCCAGACCGGAUCGAGGAAAUGCUAAAUUGUUAAACGAUUCAACGACUGUGGGCUCUGUGGUCAAAUAUCAGUGUGACGAAGAUUAUUGGCUGGUUGGACCUGCUGAGUUGACAUGUACGAAAGAGGGCAAAUGGUCUGGAGAUCCUCCAGUUUGUGAACUAAUCACUUGUGACACUCCACACGUACCACCUGGCUCCUUCGUAGUCGGCUACGAUUACAACGUUCAUUCAACAAUUGAAUACCAUUGCGAUCCCGGACACAUAUUACGCGGAGAGAGUCUACUCAAAUGCAUGGAAAAUGGCGAAUGGAGCGGUGAUGGUUUUCCGUUCUGCGAAUACAUAGACUGUGGUGCACUCCAGCCCAUACCAUACGGCACCUUCAAAUACUUACAGAACACAACGUAUAUCGGCUCAGAAGCCGUGUUCACGUGUUCAAAUUCCCACAAACUAAAUGGCCCGUCAAAACGAACCUGCUUAGAGUCGGGAAUGUGGAGCGAUGUAACACCGAAAUGUGAGGAGAUACGGUGCACUGAGCCGAUAUUAGCUCCACACAGUAUUUUGUCUGUGACAGGUAAUGAUCGCAUGUACGGUCGUACGUUGAUCAGAACGUCGGAUUCUAGUCAGAACAGUGUGCAAACGUACAAAAUCGGUGCACUUGCGAAGUAUCGCUGUGAACGCGGCUAUAAGAUUGUUGGUGAACCAUUGGUUACGUGUGAAGAGACUGGAUUUUGGAGUGGCGGAGUGGUGCCUGAAUGUGUCUACGUUGAUUGUAAGAAUCCACCUUCGAUUGCCAACGGAAAAGUUACGCUAGCCACAAACGCUACGUAUUAUGGCGCAGCCGCAUUGUACGAAUGCAAUCUGAACUACAAGUUAGAUGGUGUAUCAAGACGACUUUGCGCUGAAGAUGGUACUUGGGGACACGAGAUGCCUGCUUGCAGAGAAAUUACCUGUUCCGAACCGGAUGUGACGGAGAAUAUGAUCGUUGAUUCUGGUACUCGUACCGUUGGUGCCGUUGCUAGAUUCAGUUGCCCAAAGGGUCGAUUCAUUGUUGGAAAUGACACUAGACAAUGUCUGAAAAAUGGUCAAUGGAGUGGAAAGACGGCCGUGUGUAAAUCGGUUGACUGUGGCCGUCCAUCGCAAAUCGAAAAUGGUCGGGUAAUUGUGGUGAACGAAUCGACAAUUUACGGUGGAUCGGCUGAGUAUCAUUGCGUGCCGAAUUUCAAUCGCAUCGGUCCGUAUUUGAGAAAGUGCUUGGAAGACGGUAAAUGGAGCGGUGCCGAGGUGCGGUGUGAAUUGUCGGCCAAUGAAGCGCAGGAAAGUUCCGGAUUGGGAACGGGAAUAGCCAUCGGAGCUGCCAUUAUUGUUAUUUUACUGAUUUUAAUCGGACUGUUUGUGUUGCACCGAAACAAGGCUCGGCCCGUUAAGAAUACGGAAAAUGUACAGGCAGCUGAGAGUAAGGAGGAUCAAAAUGCUGCCGUUAUGUCCUAUUCAGGACUGCAGAAUAGUCGACGUGAUUUAGAUAUUCCGCAGACAAGACCAACAUUUAACACAUUCCAGACGCCGCAGCAAAACGGGGCAGCUGUUAGAUCAACAGAAAACAUCUACGAUCAAAUACCCAGUGACUCAUACUACGAUGCUCCAUAUGAGAUGCGAUCGAACGAUGACGUUUAUGAGCCGGAACCAUCCGGCAAUGUCAUUACUAUAAAUGGUAUUGCUAUGAUCCGAUGAGAUCGACAGACUGCUUGAGUUGCAUGUCUUCAAUAUUAUGCGAGGACAGAUGGGCCACCUUACAGAGAUUUUUUUUUGUUAAAUUUUUUUUUACACAAGAACUGCGGAUUAGAGUUAAAUAAAAUUGUAAAACGAAAAGGGAAUGUAGGCGAAAGACUUGAAAUGAAAUUUCAUUGUAGGAUUUUGUGUUAGUGAUGGGCAAUGGAUUUAGGAAACAGUCGAUGGGACAGAAAAUUUUGCAUUUCUUACACAUUAUAUGCAACAGAGCUCUGAAAACAAGAUCUGAUUUCGUCCGCAUUCAUUGUUUCCUAGCUCUUUAUUGUCGAAAAUAUAUUACGUGUACGACGUACAUAUACACCCUAGGGAUAUUUUGUAUAUAAUUCAAUUUUCAUGUGCUACACACAACUCGUAAGUAUGAAUAACGUAGAUUUGGAAAUUAUCUUUUUUUUUAAUUUGUAACUUUGUCUGAUUCAGAAAUCAGGUGUAUUUGUUAACCAUAUUUUGAUUAAAAAUAAAUUAUUUUAAA
Molecule: messenger RNA, 3904 nt
Organism: Bradysia coprophila
Lineage: Eukaryota; Metazoa; Arthropoda; Insecta; Diptera; Sciaridae
Gene: fw
Product: CUB and Sushi multiple domains furrowed
Source: RefSeq, a predicted model, not a curated record